CAGAAAGAACAGACAAAAUGCAGGCAGGGCACAGGACAAAGCACUAGGGACAAUUAUGAAAAAAAUGAAAUUUUUUAAAAUUUUCAAAAUUUCCCACCGCCGGAGGUGCCUGUACGUCCCGACGUCACAGGGACCAGAACACAGAAGCUGGAUGCCGGCAUCGGCCGGAGGAGAUGGCCAGGGACGCUGCAGGGGACACAUCGCGGGAGCGAAGGACAAGGUAAGCUCUGCAGGGACUCCCUAUGCAGCGCCGCAUGGUAAGCCCGAGUGUAGCUCGGGGUUACCGCUUUGGCACUGACAU
This is a messenger RNA of Staurois parvus, 301 nucleotides long. NCBI's taxonomy places the organism in Eukaryota, Metazoa, Chordata, Amphibia, Anura, Ranidae. The record is from the annotation of a GenBank genome assembly.